CAAGACGCAUUGGUACCGCACCGUUUCUGGAAUUCACAUUUUAGAAAGUUUUGUUCAAAUAAGCUUAAAGCAGUGCUCUUUUAGACAUUUUAUAUAAUAUUUUAGUCACAGCUUAUAAACAGCAAUUGGUGUAAAAGAUGAUCCAAACUUCGGAUAGGAAAAAAAUGUUCAUAUUGUUUAUUUCUAUUUUGGUUCUCAAUUGGUCAUUUACAUUUGCUUUAAAAAUAGAAGAAUGUUGGACUAAAAAAGACAUUUUCUUCACGUAUGCAAAUAUUCAAGUUGGAAUUGCGCAAGGAUAUAUUGAUGCUCAACUUGAAACUGAUAUAAACAAUGACGUUAUAUUAGUAAAAAAUAUAACAUUUAACGGAUAUGUUCAUUACCAAAAUCAACCUGCUUCUGAUAUUGACGUAAAAUUCAGUAGUAUAAAAGCAAUCAAAGUACAACGUAUUGUUGAAUAUCAUAAUCAUAGUUACACAGAUAUAGUAAGACGUUAUUGCAAUUUAGGAAUCGUUUAUAACGACGACAUAAGAUUAGGUGUACGUCGGCCUUUAGAAAGCAAAAUUUUUUUACAUGCCGAAGAUUGUUUCCAAGAAUUAUUAUGUAAUUUCGAUCCAAACAGUCACGUGCUUGGAGAUAAAAUAAUCGUAAGAUCCAUAAAUAGACAAAAAUCGAACAGUACCACAUCUCAGGACACAAUAAAUGCGAUUGCAGAUCUACUCAUUAACAAGCUUUUAAAGGGACUUGAAAAAGCUAACAAAACUCUCAUAAAAAUACCAGAAUUUGAUGUUUCUUUCCUUGGUAUUCGUUUUUCUUCGAAGGGAGGUUUAGCUGACAUCAUUAAAUAUAUCAAGCGGACAGAAGAUCUCUAUUUUUAUAAUGAAGGGCAUAGCUAUAUCGUUAGAACUACAGCUACUACAACAGCAGGCUUUGUUCAAUUAAAAGACGUGAAAUUUUCUAUCAUUGGUAUUACUGCGAUUUCGGGAGAAUUGCCUAUCAAUAUGACUGAAGCACAACUAAGCAUAAAAACCACCAUCAACUAUAAUGCAAAACCUUGCAAGAUAACUGUGAAUCAAAUUGAGAUGUCUGUACCGUUGGAAGCUGCUGAUUUUUCAAAAUUGAAAGCAACGUUUUUCAACACUGUUGAAUCUGUACUAUCUAAAAUAGGCGGGAAAGCAGCACUGUUGCGUUUUCUUGGUCGCAGGGUAUCGUCGCUGUUACAAGAAUUUAUUGAAAGUUUGCCAUGCAAUCGGUACGAAAAUGCUUUAUUUAAGCUAAAAAACGAAUAUUAUUAGAUUUUGUUGAUAGUCUUAUAAUACAAUUAAUUGUAUCAAUAUAAUCAAUGAAAAGACCAAUAUCACACACACACACACGCACACACACACACACAUAUAUAUAUAACUUAUAAAUGUUUUUCUUUCAUUUUUAUGAUUUUAAUCCUCCUGUUAUAUCUUCACUUCCCUUCUAUUUCUUUUAAUUUCAAUUAAAAAAUUCAAUCAACUUA
Nasonia vitripennis (jewel wasp) is the source of this 1501-nucleotide messenger RNA. RefSeq lists its product as uncharacterized. Bases 138 to 1292 code for a protein of 384 amino acids. Lineage: Eukaryota; Metazoa; Arthropoda; Insecta; Hymenoptera; Pteromalidae. The record is from RefSeq and is a predicted model, not a curated record. The transcript is spliced from 9 exons.